Chinchilla lanigera (long-tailed chinchilla) is the source of this 3576-nucleotide messenger RNA. It is a transcript of the gene Odad1, whose product is annotated as coiled-coil domain containing 114. Gene Ontology annotation, biological process: outer dynein arm assembly; cilium movement. NCBI's taxonomy places the organism in Eukaryota, Metazoa, Chordata, Mammalia, Rodentia, Chinchillidae. Gene Ontology annotation, cellular component: axoneme. The record is from RefSeq and is a predicted model, not a curated record.
CCGGGCUCGGACGCUGAAGGUGGCCUAGCGCUUUUGGCUGCUUCUCCUCCAGCCGUUGGUCGCGCAUGCGUAGUGAGUCUCUGCGACGACCUGCGACCGUGUAACCAGAUCACAACAGUGAGUUUGCAGCACCAAGGACAGGUCAGGCACUCGAGCAGGAGACCCGCCGUCUUUGGCCACGAUGCCUUUGGGAUUCUCUACAGUGAGCCUCCGCUCCGAGGAGGGCAGCGAGGGCUUCCUGGACAGCCUGGACUGGGAGCUGAGCAGACUGCAGCGACAGUACAAGGUGAUGGAGGUGGAGAGACAGGCCUACAGCAAGGAGGUCCACCAGCGCCUCAAAAAGCAGCUGGAGGAGAUCCAGCAUCUGGAGGAGGUGCGGGCCGAGCUCCAGACGAAGAUCAGAGUGGCGCAGACCCAGGUGAAGCGGCUGCGGGACGGCGAGCGGCUGGAGAGCAUGGGCCGCCUGCUCAAGUGCAGGGCGCAGGUGCAGGCGGAGGUGGAGGAGCUGCGGGAGCAGAGCCGAGCCCUGGACAAGCAGAUCCAGGAGUGGGAGGCCCGGAUCUUCGCCCAGAGUAAGAACGGCCUGGCUCCGGGCUUCAUCAUGGAACAGAAGGUCAAGACCCGACGCAGGAUCAAGAUCCUGGAGGACCAGCUGGGCAGGGUCACCUGUCGCUUCGACAUCCAGCUGGCGCACAACGCGGCCCUGCGGGAGGAGGUGGACCUGCUGCGCAUCGAGAGGACCCGCUACCUGAACGUGGACCGCAAGCUGAAGAAGGAGAUCUCCCUCUUGCAGCAGACGGUCAGCACCCUCAUUGCCUCCUCCACCUCGGCCUACGCUGUCAGGGAGGAGGCGAAGUCCAAGAUGGGCGUGCUGCGGGAGCGGGCAGAGAAGGAGGUGGCGCAGAGCGACACGGAGGCGCAGAUCUUGCAGCGGCAGGUGUCGCACCUGGAGCAGCUGCAUCGCUUCCUCAAGCUCAAGAACAACGAGCGCCAGCUGGACCCCGCCGUCCUGCAGAAGCGCGAGCAGCGGGAUCCGAGAGGCCUUGUACCAGGAGCGCGUGCGCGCUGAGAGCCCGAACCCGCACGAGGAGCAGCGCCUUGCCCUACAGAAGCGCGUGGACAUCGUGCGCACCGAGGCCGAGCGGAUCGAGGCCCGGUACCAGAGCCUGCGGAAACAGCUGGAGAAGCUCAAGGCCGACAUCCAGCUCCUCUUCACCAAGGCCCACUGUGACAGCAAGAUCAUUGAUGACCUCCUUGGGGUCAAGACCCACACGCGGGAUCGGGACAUAGGUCUCUUCCUGGGCAUCAUUGAGAAGCGCCUGGUGGAGCUCCUGACCGUGCAGGCCUUCCUGAACAUGCAGAACCAGUCCUCCGAUUCCGACGCUGCGCUCUUGGUGCUGGGCCAGAGCCAGGAGGAGCCUCCAAAGAAGAUGGACAUGCCGCAGCCCCCUGACAAUCUAGAGGACCCCCCUGGCUUUGUGGCGAAGGACAGCUACCCCAUGAGCAGGGAGGAGCUGCGGCAACUCGUGGUGAAGUCGGUAGAGCUCCGGGAGCUGGCACAGGAGCAGAGCCAGAAGGAGCUGUCCGAGGCCACGAGGAAGUUGGAUGGCGCUCUGAGCACCGGGUUCUCCCCCACGCGGGGGUCCGGCACAGGCUCUGUCGGAGGGAGCACCAAGAAGACCACUGGGAUCCCUGGGUCCAUCCUGAGCCACAGGACUAGCAAAAGCCAUGGCACUGGCACCGUCAGCCGCGUCACUUUUGGCAUUCCCAGCUCCAGCUCAGGCCAGGUGUCCAGACUUGACACCCUUGUGGAGCACAGCUCCAGUACUGGCAGAGCACAGGGGUCCAGCCCGGCCUCGAGUCUCAGGAGCUCCCGAGGUCACCCGGGCUCCACUGACUCGGUGGAGUCUAGCAGAGGCCAAGAGAGCCCUGGAGGUGGCACAGAGAGCAGAGGCCCUACCUCCUCCAGCAAGGACUCCCAGGGUUACGCCUAGGGGCGCAGCUCUGCCUGGCCCACAGCAGGCUUUCUCUGGGUUUGUGCCUCGCUCUUUGCCUUGGGGCUCUGUCUCCUUCUCCCAGCCCAGACCUCUGCGUCUCUCUGCCCUCCACCUCCUCCCAUCUGCUUGUCAGUGUUGCCCAUCUCUGUCUCCUUGGCCCUAACCCUCUGCUGUCCUUGCUCCUGCUCUGCAUCCCCCUCUCUGGCUCCUCCUCCCCACCUCCCCACUCUCCCGGCAUCUCACGUCCCUGCCUCUGUAGCUCCUCGGUCCUUACCCGCCAAGACCCCUGUACCGACAAGGUGAGCCGUGACCGUGGGAGGUAAAGCUCCGAGCUCCAUGUUUACCCCAGCCUGGUUACAAGCUAAAUCUAAGCAGAUAAUGGAUCAUCUACCUUUUGAACUUUGAGGCUUAUUCCCUUCAAAAUGGGAAUGAGUGAGAGGCUUGAGACAUGGCUGCUUCCUCUACUAGCCCAGAGGGAAAUCUGUGACCCUGUCCCUGUUCUCUGCCAUUCAGUCACUCAUCUUUUAAGUCUUCCACGUUUUCAGCUCUGGUGGGAGCCGUGUCAGUCAGGACAGGCUGGGUUAUGCUGAGGUAACAACCAACCUCAGAAUCAGUGGCCCUAAAGCAGCAAAGGUUUCCUUCCCCAUUGUGGGUCAGCCAAGAGCCCUGCUCCCUGUCACCCGUGUGCCCCAGGCCAGUGGAACAGUCACCGUCUGGAGAGGUGCCAGUCCCUUUGGCACUGGAAGAGACAGAAAACGGCAAAGCAGGCAGUGACUCUUGGAGCGUCGACUGGAUGUGACGCACUCUCCUUUAUUCACAUUUAUCAACCGAAGGUCGCUUGACCGUGCCUCAGCUCCAGAGGGUGGCUGGGUGAGGGAGUGCCGUGUUUCCUCGUGUCUGGGAGGAGGAAGGGAUAUUUGCAGGCAACAGCUGCAGGGUCAGAGGCAAAGCCGACCUUGUUCCUGUCCUUAGUGGGGCGGGCUUGGGAUGGGGGCUUAGAACAUUGUGGAUGACUCUUCUCUGAAGCUGAGUCAGGCCAAAUGCCUGCCAAACAAUCCAGAUAAUUGAUUCACCCUCCUGACUCAGGAAGGUGAUGCUUUGAGUCUGAUUCCCCUCAAAAUGAGUGGUAACAGUACGUACCUUCAGGGAGGUUUUCUUUUUGUGUGAGAAUAAAAUGACUUGAUGACACAUAAAGCCUGGCGCAUAGUAAGCAUUCAAAAAUGUCUGAUUAUAAAUACACUCACCCCUUGGUAUCUGGAGGGGUUUAGUUUCAUAACUCCUGUGGAUACCAGAACCCACAAAUGUGCAAGUCUCUUACUUGGAAUGGCAUAGUAUUUACACCCAAUCACAUCUUGUCUGCUGAAACCUCUCUGACACCCCAAGACUGUGAGUGCUGUGUGAAUAAGGAUACAGCUCAGUGCGAACGUCCUGGACCCCAUCCUUGGUCAAACAACAAAACACAAGAAAACGAACCUCUGAUUUGCCCAUCUUUGAUUAAUUAGCCUUUAUCAAGACAAAAUUAUAAGUAGUGGGACUACAGGAAGAAAGUUUUUAAAGCAAAUAAAGUAUUCCAAAUAUA